This is a messenger RNA of Alligator mississippiensis (American alligator), 4883 nucleotides long. Its product is annotated as cytochrome P450 27C1. The transcript has 9 exons. Gene Ontology annotation, molecular function: monooxygenase activity; iron ion binding; heme binding. The record is from RefSeq and is a predicted model, not a curated record. Gene Ontology annotation, biological process: cellular response to peptide hormone stimulus; cortisol metabolic process; cholesterol metabolic process. Gene Ontology annotation, cellular component: mitochondrial inner membrane. The coding region runs from base 954 to 2204 and encodes 416 amino acids. Lineage: Eukaryota; Metazoa; Chordata; Crocodylia; Alligatoridae.
CAGGGUUCUUGAGGUAAAAUCCGAUUUUUUUUGAUUGGACCAGCGAAAUUGUUGGGGAAAUUGCUCUUUUGGGUAAUUUUAGGUUACGGGGAGAGCCUGAUGGUGCGCGUCUGAAGAAGGGUGUUUGUGCCCGAAAGCUUGCAAAGAGCAAUUCUUCCAACUAUUAUCUAAUAAAAUGGACCCAAAGAACCUUGUCUGCCCGUGUCCUUAGACCAACAGGGCUACAACCAGUGCUGGCAAGUCCGCUUAUUGGAAUUGGGCUUUUUAAAAAAACAAACACCCAAAAACGUUGCUUGAAUUGUUUGAGAGCAAGGCUCCAGGGUAACUGCACUCAGGGCUGUGGCAGCCAGCGGCAGCGUGGAGAUGGCAGGUUGCAGCGUUUAAUCAGGUGCCGGUGUCAGAGCACGGAGGAAACUCGUCCCGCCUUGGGAUCUGGCACCUCCGGGCUCCCGUCCUCCUUAGGAAUCAGUAGACGCCAACACCGUCAACUGAGCGCAGUCCUGAGAACCGGCCAGGUGUGAGACCUCCAUUUUUCAGGGGUGACGGCUGUAGCCGUGUUGGUCUAAGGACGUGGGCACACAAGGUCCUUUGAGUAGGUUUGAUCUCUUAUUUGACCAACUAAAUAGUCGGGGAAAAAUUGUUCUUUGCAUGCUUUUAGGCACAAACACCCUUUAGGCACAGACCAUCAGACUCUCGCUAUGCCUGUAGAAGUUGGUUUUAAACUUUGGAUGGACCAGGAAUCAAAGCGGGUGCAAUUGUAUCAAUUCCGCCCCCCCCCCCCCCCCCCAAAUUUGCCCCUGGCUGUUUUGUAAGAAAUUAUCUCCAAUGGACAAUGUUAUAAAGGGCCCUGUGCCAGCGCAGGUGGAUUUAGGCAAAAGCAUACUCAGGAAUAUGGAAAGAUCUUCAAGUCUCACUUUGGUUUCCAGUUUGUAGUAUCCAUUGCAGACAGAGACAUGGUUGCUCAGGUUCUCCGGGCAGAGGGUAGAGCUCCACAAAGAGCUAAUAUGGAAUCCUGGCAGGAGUACAGAGACUUACGCGGAAGAGCCACCGGACUCAUUUCUGCGGAGGGGGAUCAGUGGCUAAAAAUGAGGAAAGUACUAAGACAGAAAAUCCUGAAACCCGAAGAUGUAUCUGUUUUCUCUGGACCAGUCAAUGAAGUUAUUACUGAUUUAAUUAAGAGAAUCCACACUCUCAAGAGACAAGAGGAAGAUGGGGAAACUGUGACCGAUGUAAACAACCUCUUCUUCAAGUAUUCUAUGGAAGGUGUGGCAACUAUUCUGUAUGAAUGCCGAUUAGGGUGCUUGGAAAACAGUGUCCCAGAGAAGACUGUAGAAUACAUUGAGGCUUUGGCAUUGAUGUUUAGCGUGUUUAAGACCGCUAUGUAUUCAGGGGUUAUUCCCAAAUGGCUUCGUCCACUUAUUCCAAAACCCUGGAAUGUUUUUUGCAGAUCCUGGGAUGGACUCUUCAAAUUCAGUCAAAUCCAUGUUGAUAACAAGUUAAAGGAUAUUCAAUCCCGGCUAGAACACGGAGAAGAAGUAAAAGGUGGGCUGCUCACAUAUCUCCUAUUAAGUAAAGAGCUUACCUUGGAAGAAAUCUAUGCCAAUAUGACCGAAAUGCUUCUGGCAGGAGUGGACACAACUUCUUUUACUUUGUCCUGGGUAACGUUCUUGUUGGCAAAACAUCCUGAAGUUCAGCAGUCUGUGUAUGAAGAAAUAGUUAAUAAGUUGGGCAAGGACCAUGUUCCCACUGCAGAUGAUGUCCCUAAAUUGCCAAUGAUAAGAGCUGUGCUUAAAGAAACCCUGAGGUUAUUCCCAGUAUUACCAGGCAAUGGUAGGGUGACUCAAGAAGACCUCAUUGUUGGAGGAUACUUGAUACCUAAAGGGACCCAGCUGGCACUUUGUCAUUAUGCUACAUCUUACGAUGAAGAGAAUUUCCCAAUGGCAAAUGAGUUCCAACCUGAGCGCUGGCUGAGGAAAGACCAUAUGGACAGAGUAGACAACUUUGGUUCCAUCCCAUUUGGUUAUGGCAUUCGCAGUUGUAUAGGAAAAAGAAUUGCAGAACUGGAAAUUCACCUUGUACUGAUUCAGUUGCUUCAAAAUUUUGAGAUCAAAAUUUCUUCCAAAACAAAACCAGUUCGUGCUAAAACCCAUGGACUUUUGACUCCUGGAGACUCCAUCAAUGUGAAAUUUGCUAACAGGAAGUAAGAAUCUAAAGUUUAGUAAAUUUUGGUAUACUCUUCUGAGACAUAGACUUGCAUAGGAUUGAAAUAUGAUGAUCAUUCUCUUGUUCACUGGUUUGUGGAUACCCUGUAAAAUGAGCAGGCCUUAUGUUCUGACUUAGUUGAAGCAAUGUGCAAGAGAAAUUAACUCUUUCAUAGUAGAUAAUUAUGAUAUUUCAUGUGGAAUCUAUAGAAACAUAAACUGAAACAUUUCCUUUUUGCACUGGAAGUCAUUUUUCUCUGGAGCGAUUUCUGGUGGUGGCAAUGGGUGCACUGAAACAAUAGUAUAAAAUUCAGAUAUUGCAUACUGUCCUAUGCUCUUUCUAGAGUGUUUAAACAUGAGACAAAUACUUCAUGUGCUUUUGAGAGACUCUGUGAUAGCAAUGUACUGCAUUCAAACUUAUGUCCAUACGUGGAGAUUUUCUGGGGUUUUGAUCCUCCCCAGAAGUGUCAUUUUUAUAAUUCCCCACACAACAGUGGGGUCAUCAGUAAAGUUUUUCUUUACUUAUUUUGCAGAAAUAUUUGCACAAUGUUCAUAAAAAAUAAAAAUGAAUUCAGUAGUUGGAAAUGUAAGGAGUUUCUUAAAAAGGCAAAAGUCCUAUCAGUUUAUUUAGACUGAAAAUUUAGAAUGUUUUAAAAAUGUAUUUAUAAAUCAUUAUUGCCUAUAGACAUGCUUUUUUAAAAUUAAACUUUAAGAAAUAAAGAUUUGGAUAUCACAUUACAGGGUUAUGAGCCCAACUUCAUAAUAGUGCUGAUAUGUGAAAAGCAAAAUGUAAAACCAGCUAGUUUCACUGCUCCAAUACACAAAGUUACAGAGAUAGUUCUCAAACAAAAUGAUAAACAUGAUAAAAUGAUAAAAAUUAAAUACUUAUUUACAUGUUCUCAUUUCCUCUGAGAGAAAGUGUUAUUAGCAGCAUAGAUAUGUGUUUUUUUUAAGCAUGUAAUGUUUAUCCUAACGAUCUCUUUUUAAAUGUAAGCACUGGACAUUUCCCAUUGUAGAAUAUUGCUCAGUGGAUUCAGUACAAGUGCCCUCUGUAGGAUGUAAGUAUAACUGCUACCAUGUUUAAUAGUUUGUGAUUCAUUGACCAUUUAGCGGCCAGUUUAAGGAGCAAAUGCUUUAAAGUCUUAUCUCUGACAGCUAAUGGGAAGUCUUUAAUGUGACCUCACAAGGAGUCAGGUUUAAAUAUAAAAGAAAUCCUUGUUUAGGAAAACAUUUUACUUGUGGAAUAUUUUAUGAUGCCUUGCGAUGAAACAUUUUACAAAAGAGCUCCAGCUUGAAUAUUCUAAAGUAAAAUGAACCAUUUCAUAAUCUGUAGUUAAUUAUUACUGUAGGAAUGGCAGAAUAUUGUUGAAAUGUAAGAAAGUUACUUAGUGAUAUUCGUAAACCUUCUAACAAUGGAAAUGCAAGAAACUAGUUUUCAAAUUGGGGUUCUUAAUUUGUCUUUUGUUCUUCACCCAUGCGGCCAUCAAAAAAGUUCAAGAUACGGUAAAAAUGAUUUUUUAAAUUCUUUUUUAUUUUUAAUAGUAUAAUACUUUUGCGUAUCUGAGCUCUGCAGACAGAGACAGUUCUGCAUUUCUUGGAAGUACCAAUGUGAGGACUUGGCGAUGUUCCUCCUUUUCAUGGAUCUGCUAUAUAAAUCUUUUUCUCCGUAAGGUCAUUCAUCUAUUUUGUCAGAGUAUUAAACAUCUGUAUAGAUAGCCAAUGAAUCAAAGAAGCCAGAACUUUGUUAGUUAUACCCGUGUAGCUAUUUAUGUUAUUAUUUUAUUUUUCUUGUGUUUUUUAUUUCCUUUCCAAUAUGAUUUCCAAAAAACAUCCAGCUUUGCACUGACUCCUUUUUCUGAGACUGGAUUAUUUUUCUCCAGAGCCAGUCUACACAUUUGAAUAUUAUCCAGAAGAUAGACAAAAACUUUUAAUUUCAUAAGGGUUAAGCAUGCUGCUUCCAUGACACUCUGAGCAUAUCUUGACUGAGAGCAGAAGGGCCACACUCUGAAUCCAAAUUUAGAUUCCUUAUGGGACCUGUAUUUUGCACUGUUAUAUCAUCAUUAGUGUAGAGCAGUGGUUUUCAAACGGGGGCCGCCCUCCUAGCAGGGUGUGAAGGAAUGUUGUGGGGUGCAGUGCAAGGGGGCAUGGGCAACAAGUUUGCAAGGAGCCAGUGCCACUGCAGCCAUUCGUGGGGGCAAUGCCGGGGCAGGGAGCCCCAGGCAGGCUCUACCAGUGGGCUGCUAUGUCUCUGGGAGCCUGGUGUGGUGGGUGUGCAGCCUAGAGCCACAGCGGAGCCAAGGCAGGAGGUGCUGGAGCCAUGGUGGGUGGAGCCUGCCCUGCCAAGCCGAGCCGUGGCGGCUGCUAGGAUGAGGAGUGCCCUGUGCCUAGCUGUGCUGCUCCUCUGGGGUGAGGAGGGCGGGAGGGGGGAAGCGCAAACAAAAUUGUAACUCUAAGGGGCGCUCAGCUCAAAAAGUUUGAAAACCGCUGGUCGAGAGCAACUAUUGGUGUUUUCUGGUAUUUUUGUUAAUUCAUACCAAUUCCAAGCUGAUACUUCACAGUAUAAGAGGCAUUCUAGAAAUGCUAUUUUAAGAAUUUCAGUCAUCUCAUAUAAAAGAAAGUUUUGAUUUGUUUUGAUAAAGAAUCUUGUUUGGUACAUUUAAUAAAAUAUUUAUAUAAAAUAGA